Molecule: messenger RNA, 18636 nt
Organism: Rodentolepis nana
Lineage: Eukaryota; Metazoa; Platyhelminthes; Cestoda; Cyclophyllidea; Hymenolepididae
Source: the annotation of a GenBank genome assembly
AUGAAUGAUUCAAAGGGUGGUGCUUCUAGGAAAGCAGGUUCUGCUAAUCCUAGGCGCCGUACUCGAAGAUCAUUAGCGCCUCAAGUUGAUCCAAACAAUCAAGACAGAGGAAGAAUUGACUCCCUGACAAGUCAUUGUGUCAGGGGGAACUCCUUAUCUCUUUUACACUCCAGAAAUCUGUCCUCUGAAGGUAAUACACGAAGACAUUUGUCUUCCAAUGGAACCCAUCGCCACUUUGAGCAAACUGCAAAUAUCCAUGAAAGUUCCGACCUUGGAAACUUAGUGGGGUUUCCGUCUUCUCUCCAGUCCGGAGGCGGUCAAAGCUGUCAGAGGAGAAAUCAAGCCCCCUCUGAUUUCGAAGUAAGCGAAAAGGCGAAUAAUCUCUUUGAUCAAAUCCGAGAAAUUAAAAAGCGAAUUUCAGAAGCUACGGCAGAGUUGACUCCAACUUUCUACCCAAUGGCCACGAGUGAUGUACUGACUGCUGUGAGUCUGGGCCAGUACGAAGCAGCACAGCAUCUAAGCUCCCAACCCCAUCUUUCUGCCGAGGAUCCUUCUCACAACACCUGUUCCUGCUGCAACAGAGUUCUUUGCUACUUAGCCCAUCUCAUUUCAACGAACCCUUCUUUUGAACAUCCACGUUGGAGUGAGUUAAAAAAUGUUCUUAAAGACGUUAAUCCUGUUGAGUAUAUUCCCAAUUCCCCUGAUGUAAAGAGAGCUCUAACUGAACUGGUAUCCGUUUCUGCCAAUUUAACCGUUUCAACAGUCCCCAUUGCUGAAAUCCAGGAGAUGGAAAAGCGUUUGGAAGCUGCUGACGCUGAGGUGGCUCACACAAAUGAACAAAUUCAAACUCUUCAGAAACUUCUUAAUGAUUUUCAUAGUGAAUCCUCUUGGCGGCAACGUUCAAUUUCGGAAAAUCUGAGUGCUUCUAGUAUGAAAACAUCAUCUAUUGUUCGUUGGCUAGAUCUGGCGACAUCGGACUCUAUUUUCGAUUCUGAAUCCGAAGUUAAACGUCAAACUGAUAAUUCUUCUCGACACGGUAGUGAUCCGGAUCAAUUAGAUCUCAGAUCAAAGAUUUCUUCUCUGAUUGCUGACAAGGAAAGAGAAUUAGCCGAUUUGCGUCGUGGAGCUGUGAUGUGGGCCUCUAAGCAUACUCUCAUUACGAAUAAACAAGCGGAGAUUGAGGAACUCAGAGCUGUUCUUACUAAUGAACUGGCUCUAUCUCCUGACGCUUCGGAAGAGGACACGAUAACUGAGUCUGUCAAACUUAAGCAAAGUAAUGUAAAGAAUCUGAUUGAUCAAAUUGAGUCACUACGUGAUGAUAUUGCGGUUUUCACUCAGUCCAUGGAGCCAUCAGUAGUUCAACAAGUUAUUCCGAAUCUAGAAUCUCUUUCAAAUACCCUAUCCGAUGCUUUCGUUCACUUACGACCUUUGGAAGAAAAGAAGCCAGUUGCUGGAAUUGCUACCCAAGUCGACUACCUUCAUGAUCAACAAAGUGAGGGCUGUUUGACUACAUCCGAUAUUAAUGAACUUCAGAAAGUAGUCGAUGAAAUAAUUUCAUCUUUCUUGCCUCCUACCGCAUCUCCGUGCCAUUUACUUCUGAAAGAAGUAUUUGAUUCCCUAAAUAAUACUCUUUCGGAUAAAAGUGCCCAAGUUGAAGAGUUGAAAACAUCCGUAAAGGCAUUAGAACGUGAGACCGAGGUCAAUAAAGAAGCCAUCCAAGUACUCUGCGAAUCAAGACUCAACAUGCUUGAACAAAUAGCAGAGUUUACUGGAGGUGAGGAAUGUAGGGACGAUUUCGCAGAUUUCGUUUCAAAAUUGCGGGUGAAUGGAAGCCCUGAUGAGCAUCUUAAGAGUUUAACCAAGCUCAGUGAUAUUCUUGGUGAACGCUUAAGAGAUUGGGCCAACCGAAGACAAGAAGCUAAUGAGGCUCUCUUGAAGCAGAAGGACGAAGAGAUUGCAAGUCUGUUGGCAAGAUUAGAAGAGGACCAAGCUCUGAUUAAGAGUCAUUCAGAGGAGUCUAAGCUAUUACACGAGCAAAUGGAGCAACUCAAGAAGUCCAUGCCCUCAACGCCAAAGAAAUUCAUAACUAAAUUCGGAAAGCUUGGAAAGGCUCAACAGGAGCAGGAGAUUGUGACCGAAACAGCUCCCCUUCUCCAAUCUUUCGAGGAUUCAAUUCAACUCACUUCAACAGUUCCACUAAAUCGAGCACCUUCGAUUGAAUCUGAUGAUUUCGAGCCAUUUACAGGAGCUGUCGGCAGCACAGAGGUGGCAGAAUCCACUUGUGACCUUCAAUCCAAACUUAUUGAACAGGCGGCCGUGAUCAACCAACUUGAGGCACGGCUUUGUGCUCAAAACGAAGAAUUCCAGUCGAAAUUAGCUGGAGCUAAUGAGAAAAUUAGCCAGUUCAACGCCAUUCAGAACUCUUACGAAACUGACCUUCAGCGCCUAAAGAGUGUUCUUAUACAAAAGACUGGUGACAUGUCCGAGCUUAGUGCCAAAUUGAAUUCAUCCAAUCAGAGUAUUGCUACUUUGAAUAGCCUAAUUACGGAACUCAGAACUGAAGUAUCAACAGUUCAGGGAGUAUCUACCAUGCAAAGUCUUGAAAUUGAACGUGCUCAAGGCUUGAUGCAUGACAAGAACCAAGAAGUGAAUGACUUACGAGAGGUAAUUACAAGUCAUGAAGCCCAGAUUCAAAACCUUCGUUUCGUGCUAAAUAACAAAGAUGCCGAUUUAAAGCAAAAGAAUAAACAAAUCGAGGUGCUUUCAGCCAAACUCUCAAAUAGCGUCCAUGAAGCAGAAACGCUGAAGCACGACUUUGACCAUCUGAAUGGGAUAUUUGAGCGAUUGUGGCAGAGUACCCUUUUAGUGGAUGAUAGUUCGGAGUGUUGCGAUCCAUUGUCUCCUAUAAGACAUGAACCUAUGCAUGUGCUAAAAACUUCUUCAGCAGUUGAUCGUUUUCUUAGUCUUCUUCUAGCUAAAGAACCAGGAACGGAGAUGGGUGAUUUGCAAGCUUGUAUUAGAGUUUAUAAGUCCUUCAAGGAUGCCGAACUUACCCAUAAUGGUGACACAGAGGGACACCAUUCUGUCUCUAUUGUGCGUAAUGACCCAGAUCUCCCGUGGAAUUCCUGUUGUGUAACGGCAGUUACUGCCAUUUCGACUCUCCUUGAGGAUGGUAAAAUCUUUAAUCUUCUCAGAGAUCUAGCCUAUUCUGAGUCCUGUCGUGUACGUCUAGCUAAUCUCUUAUCAAACGCGGAAGCUCAGGUCAGUGAUUUGUCGGGUAUGCUUGCAUCUCUGAAACUGGAGGUUGAGCAGAACCAUAUCCAAUUAGCAGAAAGGACUCGACAACUCAUCCUUCUUGGAAUUGAUCCAGACGAUCCCUCUCUUGGGAAAGUUGAAUCUGAAACACCUAGUCCUGCUAUCAUUCCUGAAAAAGCAACUGAAGUCAAAGAGACUCCGGCAAAUGAUUCUACUUUGAAACGAGGUGCUGAGGAUUUACAAACUCAAGUCCAGUAUAUUCAACAGAAUAUUAUCGCCUUGGAGAAACGAUGUGAAGACGGUGAAACCGCGACUACUGAGGCAACUCAAAAGCUUGCGGAGGUUGAAAAACAGGUUGCAUUUAAGACUAGUGAAGACUUCUCUUUACCUGCUCAAAAUAUUCGAGUUCUUGCUAAUUUGUUGUCCACAGAACCUAAUGCUGAAUUGAUUGUCGAGAAGGUUGAAUCCUUGCAGGAGGAGCUUUUAGUCAAUUUGGCUGAGAGAGGUAGACUUCAACAACAGCUGCACAAAGUUCGUGAUCAGUUGGAGAAAUUGAAUAAGGGUCUGAGCAACCAGAAUACCGUUAAAUUGUCUGAAAUUGAAGGACAUCUUACAUCUGUUCUGAUUGAGAAAUCAUCGCUUGAAAAGCAAUUGAAUGAACAACGAGAUGAAAUUAACAGAAGAACUGCUUAUCUUGAUAACCUCGAAGCAGAAAGAUCCCAACUUUUAAGUCAGUUGAGCAAGAGUGAAGCUGAAUUGAAAUCAAAGGAAAAUGCUAUUGAGUCGCUAAAUCGGAGAAUACUUCUCCUCGAAUCAGACAAUGAUCGGAAAUCUUCCAAAUGCGUUUCCCUUCAAGCCAAUACAGAGGAUUCGACCAAACGGUUAAAUUCCAUUAAACCCUCCGCUGCUUCUCUUGAUCCACUAGUUGAACCUACUUUGACUGAGCCAGUUAAAGCAGAGCCAUUCCUCACAUCUAUGCCAGAGAAGGAAUCUCCUAACGUCACCGAAGUAUAUCAUGAGUUUUCUCCUGAAAGUAGCGCUAAUGUAGAUAACCUCGUGGAUAGAUUGUCAGUAUUGGUAGAUCAACUAUCGACCAUUCGAAGUGGCGAGCCUAGAUCAUUGUUUAAUUUACUGGAGCAGAUAGAGUCUGGUGUUUCUAGCCUUUUGAAAGACAAUGUUGAUCUGAAAAAGGUAGUUGCCGUUGCAGAAGCUGAACAAAAUGAAUCCCAGAAGGAGCUUGAAAUAAAAAAUGAGCGCAUUUCUGACCUUGAAGCCCAGGUGGCCGGAAUUGAACAGGAUAAGGCAACACUAGAAGACAAGCUUCGUGAGUCUCGAACUGAAGCCUCAGAGUCUGAGGAACUUCACAAGCAACUAGAGACACUAACUGCGGCCUUAUCAGCUAAAUCUGCGGGCAGUUCUGCUUCUUGUGAUCGAGUGAACCAAAACUCCGAAGAAUUAAAGGAAACGACAACCGUUUUAACCAAUUUGACACAACCUACUGUAGAAGUAGUCCGAACUGAACCCUUACUUUCAGCCUCUGAUUUUGUCGGUGUAAAUGACGACAGAGAUCUAAUAUUAUCACGUCUAGCUGAUUUGGUAGGCCAACUCUCUCCUGGUUCCGUUGCAAAACCCAUGUCAUGGUCAGAUUUAAUUGAUAAGAUAGAACACGAUAUCUCAAAUCUGUUAAGAAAUAUUGCGGAUCUGAAACAAAGACUUUCUGCUCUCGAAUCCGAGAAGGAAAACUUCAAGAUGACCCAUGAUCAGAUAUCAGAAGCUCGAAUUGAAGAAGCGUUGGUAGCUCAACGAAGAGCGGAAGGGGAGACAAAGAAGAAGGACGAAGAAUUGAAGGCGUUAGAGGAGAGACUUCAGCAAUCAUUUACUGAAUCAUCUACCAGUGCUGAUGAGAUUGAGGAAUUACGUCAGCGAAUCCUACUCCUUGAAGAUGAAAUCUCAGCUAAGUCCAAUAAAAUCGACUUCCUUAAUCAGAAGAUAAAAGAGGCGACUGAAUCAACUGUCAUUGAUCCCGUAAAAAUUGAGCUUAUGCAUGACUCAACUCCAAAGUAUCAUGAUAAACUUACACAAAUAACUGAAUUUGAUCAAACAACACUUCAGCGAAAAACUGCUGCUUUGAAGGAGACAAUAAUUCCCAAUAUAGCAGAAAACAGUUCCUUGAUUGAUGAAGUGAAAUCCUCGACUCAGCAACCGAGUGAUUAUAAGCUAAAUGAAUGUGUUUCAGAGCCCACAUUGAUUGAAUCGGUAAGCACGGCACCUUUGUUGACCGCGAAACCUCUUAUAAAAUGUCAGUUGAAACCUAGAGUUAUGGAUGCAUGCCACGAAUAUACUGACAAUAACAUUUCUCUGAAUGGUGUUAAUGAAGAUCUCAUUGCUCGACUCUGCUCCCUAACUGAACUAAUUUCAAAUACAUCAGAUCUUCAAAUCGAAGAACAAAAAUCCUGGUUAGAUCUAAUGGACAAAGUGGAAUCUGGAGUUUCCAGUCUGCUGAAGGCUCAAGUUUCUUUGAAACGACAGUUGGGAUUUAUUGAAACGAGGUCAAGUGAGCUGAAACAGCAAUUGGAGUUGAAUGAAGCUAAACUCCAAGUAUCGGAAGACGAACUCCUAAAGAGAGAUGCAAGUCUUCAAGGUCUGGAAGGCAGUAUGGAGGAAAUUUUAUCACGACUUCAUUCACAGGUAAACAGCUUGAUGGAGAUUGUUAAUUCAAGUGAAGGUCGUGUCAAUGAGUUAUCUUCAAUAGUGAGAAAUUUGAGAAUAAAUGAAAGUGAGCUAAAAGCACAGCUUGAUUCCAAAUCUCACCGAGAAAGUCAUUUACAGUCGGAAUUGAGCAAACUAACAGCUGAAAAUGCUGAUCUAUUACUGAAAUGUGAUCAAAUGAAGGAGAUUCUGAGCGAACGAACUACUAAGUUAGCUCAAAUUGAAGAUUCUUCAAAGGCCAACGAGGAUGAAGACCGAGUUUCUCGGCUUAUGGUUGCUGAACAAACUUGUGAGAAGCUAGAAAGCGAGAUAAUAUUGAAAGAUCAGGAAGUCAAGAGUCUGGAAGAUGCUUUAAAAUUGAAGGGAAACACCUUAACUAUGCUCGAAGAUGGUUUUAAGGCAAAGGUUGAGGAACUAAACAAUUUGACGGCGAAAGUGAAUGAGAUGGUGAUUUUGGCAGAAGAGUUGAAUGCAUUGAAGCAGAAAUUGCAAGUCAUUGACGAGGAAAAGGCAGUGAAGACAAGAGAAUGCAUUGUAUUGGCAGAAGAGGUAGCUGCUCUGAAUCACAAGUUAAGUACGGCGGCGGCGAGAGAGGCAGUUCUAAUGUCAUUGUCACCGGUGAUUGAGCAAACUACAGAUCUCCAGCAAAAAAUUCUUGAACUGAGCCAAGAAAACGAAGUCAAGGCUACUCGAAUCGUGAAGUUAGAAUCUGAGGUGACCUCUCUGAAAUCUAAAUUAGAAAAUCUUCAGGGUGAGCAUGACAUCAAAGCGGUCGAUUAUGGACAUCUCUCCGUCAAAGCUGUAGACUUGACCCAACAACUUGAUGCUAUGCAAUCUGAUUCUAUGACUCCAUUAAUUGUAGAACAACCUUUAGCCUCAGCUCCACUAGAAGUUGCUGCUAAAAGAGAUAAUUCUGAAUUACAGAAAUUAAAUGAAGAACAAAUGAAACACAUCGCUCAGAUUGAAAAUGCAAAGUGUCAUCUAGAAGACACUCUGGUUGCUAAAGAGAUUGAAGUCGAAUCUCUGAAGGAACAGAUCUUGCAUUUGACUCACGUUGGUAGUGUUGGCUUGAAUGCUGAAAUUGAAGUAUUGGAGGCUAAUACUAUUAUUUCUGCUGAAUUAAAAGAAGUGAAAAAUAAGCUGACAGAUUUAGAAGCCGACAAUAGUCAUAAAGCUGAUGAAAUUCUGCACCUCAAGCAGGAGCUAACUGGUCGCGAUUCUAGUUUACUGAACUUGGAAGCCUUGAUAAUAGACCUUAAUCAACGGAUCCACUCUCACAUGGCAACUCUCGACUCCAUUCUUAAUGCUACUGAAAGUCGACAGUCAGAUUUAUUGUCGGCUCUCAAAGACCUUGAAGCUAAAUUUGCUGAUAAGGUUAGUAAAGAGUGUCGGCUUUUGUCUGAAUUUGAGCUUGAGCGCUCUGAAUUUUCCAAAGCUCUUGAAGAAAAAGCAGAGAUCCAGAAAAGUCUCGAGAGUUCUGUGAAAGAACUUCAAGAGCGACUCGAACAAUCUUCACAGGAAUCAAACGGCAAGACUUCUGAGCUUUCAGAGCUGCUUCAGAAGAUCGAAGGUCUAGAAGAAAUGAUUACCAAGAAGGACGAGGACUUAGAAGCCACUGACGGUUUCCUAGAAGGUCAAAUCGCUCGUAUUGCAGAAUUAGAGGAUGCUAAUGCAAAACUUAAUGAAUCUCUUCUUCUAAAGGAAAGAGAACUCGAGUUAGUGCAGCAAAAGGUACAGGGGAUUGAAGGAGAGGAUAAGGUGGAUAACCUUAAAUGGAAAAUCCAGGAGCUCACCGAGACUUUGAAGGCGAAAGAGUCAGAAAUUGACACUUUGACGAAUCAGUCUAAUGCUGUUCAGGUGGAUGAACCUACUUUAAUCCAAAAUGUCGAUACUUCUCAUUUGCUGACUUCUGCACCGCCUUUAUUAUUGAAAGAAAAUGUGAAUGAAAGUGUUCUAACUGCUAGUUUAUUAAACCUGAUUGAAAAACUCUCAGACUCAACUGACUGCGACACUCAAUUGGGCCAUUCUUGGAUAGAUAUGAUGGGUCAGGUUGAAGAGGGAAUCAAUCACCUCUUGAAAGACCAAGCACAUUUAACAGCCGUACUGGAAAGUGUGGAGUCGGAGAAAAAAGUCCUGACAGAGAUGCUUGAAGCUGAAAAGACGCAUUUUCAAGCGCUUAAUCAACAAUUCCUAGAACAGCAAGCAACACUUGCUCAAUUGAAUGAGAAAUUACAUCAAGUUCAAGCUCUAAAGACACCUACUUCUGAGGUAGAAACUUUUGAAUCACUGAAUAAUGAAUUGGAUUCCCUUAGGCAAGAGAAUGAGCAGCAGGGUCGAACCCUAUCGGAUCUAAUUUCGGAACUAGAAACAUACAAAACUAGGGAAUCUGUUCUUCUAUCAAUGGUUUCGACUGACACAUCUCAACCUAGUGAACCAACUAACGUGCGAACUGAGGAACUUGAAAGAGCCCUAGAGUUAAAGCAAUCUGAGUUAGAUUCUUUGCAAAUUCAAUUUGCUGAAACCAAGCAAGUGCUUGAGGAGAUUUUAACAUCCAAGGAAAAUUACCAAAGUGCUAUUAUUCAGUUGGAGAAUGACCUCAAAGCUAAGGAAAUCGAUUUGAAUCAACUGACUGCUGCUUCGAACUCACAAGCUUUGGAGGUUGAUUCAUUGCAUGCUCGAUUACGUGAAUUGGAGGAAGCAAAUGGACGGAAAUCUGCUGAAAUUGAAAAGCUCGUUCAGCAAUUGGACCGAACUAAGGUUCAAGUAUCUGCAUUACCAGUCAUUGAUCCAAUUUUCGUUCAACCUGUUGCCGUUGAACACGGUUUAACCUCUGCACCUUCUGACCAUACGAGUUCUGUAGAUGCUAACUUGUUGGUUGAUCGUAUUUCAUGCCUGCUUCAACAGAUGUCUGAUCCGGUUGAUUCACAAUCAAAAGUUCGAAGAACAUGGACAGAUUUAAUGGAUCAAGCUGACUCUGGUGUUUCAAGGUUGACGCAAAGUUUGGAUGAUUUGAAGACGAAAAUCAUUACCCUUGAAUCUGAUCUAGCCAAGAGAGAUGCUCUGGUCGAAAACCUUUACAGAGAGCUUUCCGUACGUAAUGAUAGCUUACAUGCCCUAGAAGCUAGUAUAAUUGAGCUUUCUACUCGAUUAAAUCACAAUUUGAAUAAUUUGAAGGAUGCCAUUAACACUGGUAAAUGCAGGGUCCCUGAGCUUUUGGCUCUGAUCGAUGAUCUAGGCACAAAGAAGGAUCAGUUAGAAGAUCUACUUGCAAAACUUGAAAAUGAUAAGAAAGAACUUAAAGAAAAGUUAAGGACUACGGAGAUUCAGGCACCAAUUGAACCGUCCUCUGUUCAGUCCUCUGCUCUCGAAGAACAGUUGCAGUCCUUGCAAGCUGUGGUUGUGGAAAAGGAUGAGAAUCUAAGAUCAAUGGAGUCUAAAAUGCAGCGGGCAAUAUUGGAGUAUUCGAAAGAAUCUGAAUCUGUCUUAGCCGAAGUUGAAGAAUUGCAUCGACAGUUACAGGUUCUUCAGGAAAUGAAAGAUCAAAAAUCAGCUGAGUGCAGUGCUCUUCAAGAUCAAGUUGAUAAUCUCAUUAAAGAGCUUGAGGUUGCUAAGGCCAGACAAGCAGUCUUAAUCUCAAUAUCUGAAUCGCUUCCAGAAACAGAGCAUUUUUCGGCAAUGAAAGAUCACAAUGGAGUACCUGAACUUCAGCAAACGAAUAAUGAACAGGCUUCAUUUAUCUCAAACCUAGAAGAUGCUCUUAAGGCCAAAACUGAUGAGGAGUCAGGUUUACGGCAGAAAUUGCAGAUUCUUGAAGAGAGGCUAGUUCAGAAAGAGAACCAAUGUAGGUGCCUCAUCACUGAAGUAACCGACUUGAUUCAACAACUUACCUGUGCACAGGCUGGAACACCACCCAUAGAAACUAUAAAACAAGAUCUUAUUACGCCCGUUUCUGCAAAAGUACAAUCAGAUGAAAUCCAGAACUCCAAUGAUUUUGAAAUCAACUCUCUGAAAGAUCAUUUGUCUCAUUUGAGUGAUCUUGUGAAAACCCACUUGCAGUCGAAUGCAAAAUUCGCGCCUUUAAAAGAUACUACUGCUGUUCCUGCUGAACUAGAAGGGAUGGGAAUGUGUCUACAGGGUAAAGACGAAGACAUUCAACUCCUAACCAAUGAAAUCGGUGAACUUCAGAAAGAGCUCGUUGAAAGGGAUGUUACUCUACAGAAUCUUGAAGCCAGCAUGGUACAGCUUCACUCAAAACUCACUUCAAAUUUGAGUGAAUUGGAAAGCACGUUGAAUUCAAAGGAAAUUGAACUUUCUUUGAAAGUUGAUAAUGAAAAUCAGUUGGUACAGGAGUUAUCUAAAGCCUUGGAAGCAAAGGAAGAAGCUCUAAAGAGUCUGCAGGAGGAAAAGGAGCUACUGGAGGCCAAACUCCAGCAGUCUUUCGAUUCAUGUACUCUAGGAACGUUGCAGGAAAGAAUUCACAGCCUUGAGGAUGAAAACACUCGUAAAGCUGUAGAAUACAAGAGUCUGCUGAAUGAAGUGGACGAUUUGACAGUAGAGUUGAAUGCCGUGAAAGCUAGAGAAGCAGUACUACUCUCCACAGUUGACUUAGGCGUUCGAGAUUCAAUAAAGGAGGAAUCCGACCUUUUCGCAAGGACUCCAUCGACUUCCGAAGUCAACGAUAUCCCGAUUGAUGAACUACUACAAGAGGUACAUGCGGUGAGAUUCGAAAAUGAAGAGCUGCUCUCUAGAAUAACAGAGAUUGAGUCUCUCCUUAGACUUAAGGAAGAGGAAUUGGUAAAGGCCACUGAAAAUGCAGAUUCCUCAACUAAAGUAAUUGAAGAGCUUCAUCAAAAUGUCAAGGCUCUAAAGCUAGAAAAUGAGCUCAAAACUGCUGAGCUGAAGGAUGUUUCUAAAGAACUCCAAUCUGCUAGAGUAACAGAAUCAUUGACUCUUGAUAAAGAAGCUGAAGAAUCUGAAUUGAUAUCUAAAGUCAUGAAGCUGGAAGGAACAAUGCAAUCGAAUGAGGCUAAAUUGAAAUCGUUGGAAGAAGAGAUCUCGAAAUUGUCUCAGUCUGCUAUCACACCUACAUUUGUAGUCGAAGAACUUAGACAGAAAUUAGGGGAUCUUGAAGAAUCACAUCCAUCUAAGGCAAGGGAGAUUGAGUUGCGGCCAUUGACACCUAUUAUUGAACCGACUGUCGUUGAACCCGUCAAAUCGGAGAUCCUUACAUCUGUACCGCCCUUGAGGGAGGCGGCAAUUGGGCAAAACUUAGCUGCUGAAAUCGAAUCUAGUCUUCUUUUGAAGCAUGAUGAGGAAGGCAUGAACUCAUUGCCUGAUUCUAAAUCGGAGCUUCAAGAUCUCCGAGGUAAAUUGGACGCACUUCAGCAUGAAAUGCAGCAGAAGGUAGCUGACUUUAACUCUUUGGCUCAAGAACUAGAAGCCACAAGGAAAUCAAAUGAGUUUGGUUUAUCCUCUACUGAUAUUGACGAAUUGAGGAAGGCUGAUCAAGAAAAGACUGCCUUAAUCACCAAUUUGGAAUCCGAUUUAAAGAGUAAAGAGAUGGCCCUUCAAACUCUUGAAGAUAGGCUGAACCAGUUAAUGCUUGAAAGGGAUGACCUUCACGGGCAAUUGCGACUGAGCGUUGAACAGCAAUCAAGUAAUGCUGUCGAAGUUGAAAAACUCAAAGCCGAUGUGAAAGAAGCACGUGAUGAUCUCGCAAAGCGUAAUAGAGAUCUUCAAAACCUUGAAUCUUCUUUGACUGAUCUUUCCAUCAAAUUGAACUCUUUGGAAGAAACCGUGGCUUUAGCAGAACCUAGAUGCCUUGAGUUAAAAGCUAAGAUAGACGAACUUGAAGCUACCUUAAAACUCAAAGAAGGGGAAAUUAUGGCGGCUCAAACAUCAAAUGAAGAAGUUCAUGAAAAAUUGGAUGAGUUAAAGGAUUUGAAUGACAAGAAAACAGAUGAGCUUGAACGCAUGAAAGCCCAUCUAGAAGCCAUAGAGAAUAAUAAGGUACUGAAUGUAGAACCAACUAUUAUUGACCCAGUAAGACAGGACCAUUUAGCAUCGCCUACGCCUAAACCAGCUGGUGAAUUGGAAUCUCUCAGGCAUGAAAACGAGAAUUUGUUGGCUCGAAUUGCUAAUAUGGCAUCCACUCUCAAAAGUAAAGUAGAUGAACUGAAGACAUUGCGGAAUGAAUCCGAAAAGCUUUCUCGUGACUCUCAAACGACAGAAUUUGAUCUUCGUAAUCAAUUAAAGGCCUUACAAGAAGCGAUUGGGGAGAAAGAGGUUCAAUGUUUCACAUUGAAUCAAGAGCUGCAAGAGACCAAAGCCAGAGAAUCCGUUCUAAUAUCCCUAUCUCCUGAUGAAACAGUCGAGGAUCAAUUAAAGUCCCAGAUUGCAAAUCUUGAAGUUAACUUACGCAUGAAGGAAGAGGAAUUUAAGAUCCUAGAAGGCGAGAACUCGAAACUUUCUAAGAAUGCCAAUGAUUCUGCCUCAGAAGCUGAAGAACUUCGAAAGAAAUUGAGAGAAAUGGAAGGAACAAAUGCUCAAAAUGUUGCAGAAAUCGAGAGGUUGAUGAAUGAAUUGAAUUCGAGUAAGUCAAGAGAGACGUUAUUGCAAUCAAUGACAUCUGUUAUCGAACCAACUAUAAUUGAACCGGUAAUGUCUGAGCUUCUAGCUUCUGCACCGCCUAUGCCGGAAUCCAUCGAUGAAAUAGAGUCGUUGAGACAGGAAAACGAUGCUCUCACAUCUCUAAAUACUGGCCUUGAAACCGGUUUGAGAGAUAAAGAGUGUGAGAUUGCGAAUUUGAGUGAAGAAAUCCGGUCACUUCAAAAGCGGCUCGAGCAGAAGACUGCUGAUAUCGAUAACUUAAAGCAGAAAAUUGGAAUUGCUGAGGCCAGAGAGUCUCUUCUUAUGUCUUUGGCUCCUGAUGCUGAGGUUAUUCAAGCUAGUGGGGCUGAAUUGGAACGCAAAGUCGCGGAGCUUGAAGUAGCAUUACAAUCAAAGGAUGCCAAAAUAAAAUCUUUGGAAAUAGAAGUCUCGAAAAUGUCGCAGAAUGGAAACAUAUCUGCUUCUGAGGCUGAAGAGCCUAGAAUAAAUGUGAAAGUCCUGGGAGAAAGUAAUGCUGAGAAAGUUGAAGAAUGUGGGCGACUGUUUGAAGAUAUUUCAGCAGUUAGCAAUAAUGAAUUUGAAGCUUUGAAAAUGGAACUUAACGAUGUGAAGGAAGCUUUGAAUCGCAAAGUUUCUGAUUACUUUGUUCUUUCCACUGAGACUCAGCGUCUCAAAGAUGAGCUCGAUGUUGUCAAAAUUCGUGAAAAAGUUCUUCAGAACCUUGAAUCAAGCAUGAAUGAUCUUUCCUCUCGUUUUCUUGUUCAGUUGAAGGAUUUAGAACUAAAUGCUAAUUUGGGUGAAAGGAGGAUAUCUGAUCUUCUCUCGAUGAUUGAGGAUUUGGUGUCAAAAGGCAAUCAUCUCCGUAAUGAAUUAGACAAUAAAGAGCUUGAAAUCGGAAUAUUGCAUAAAGAAGCCUUAGAAAAACGCAAUACUAACGAAUCGGAGGUUCUUGCAUUGCGUGAUCAGAUGAAAACUCUUCUUGAAGAUCUGGAUCAAAAAGUGGCUGAGUGUACCUCAUUGACUCAUGAUCUGGAAACUGUUAAAGCUAGAGAAUCUCUCUUACUGUCAUUGGCUCCUGAUGAAACUGUUAUGCAAACACGAGAGACUGAACUGAAACUCCAAGCUGCUCAGCACCAAGUCAAAUUGCUUGAGGAUGAGAUUAAAAUCAUAAAGGAGGAUAUGCGAGACAAGAUUUCAUCACUCUCACAGAGUAUUGAGGCUUCUACUGCAGAGGCUGAAGAGCUGCGCCAGCAGUUGAAAGAAAAGGAAGAUUUUAGUGCUCAGAAAAUUAGAGAAUGCGAGAAAGUGUGGGAGCAACUAGAAGCUGGGAAACUGAAAGAGCCUGUUAUCCCUGCACCCGAACCAACUCCUGCUGAGCAGGUAAAAUCGGUGCUCCUAACUCAAUCUGCUCUUCAAACAGAAGCAGAUAUUCAAGCUCUUUCAUCGCGUUUGACUGAAUUGAAAGCUAUCACUCAAGACAAGGAUGGUGAAUUCGAGGACCUUCAGGAAGAAAUCGAAAAGAACCUGUUAACAAGGGACCUCCGUCAACAGUUAGAAAGCCUUCAAGAAGAAUUCAGUAGGAAAGAAGGGGAAUGUAAUUCCUUAAAGCAAGAAUUGGAAUCUCUGAAAGUCACUACUAUGCAAUGCGAAGUUAGUAGUAUUGAAGUGGUGACCUUGAGAAAAAUGCUUGAAGAAAAAGAGCAGAGAAUCCAGGAACUUGGUGAAGAGAAGAUCAGUAAAACGGCGGAAUGUAAAAGCCUUAGCAUUGAAGUUGAGCGACUUAAAGAGGAAGUGGCUCUUGCUCAAGAAAAUGAAAUGAAUCUCAACGAACUUGAGUCCAACAUAACUGAUCUCUCCGCACAUCUAACUUCUCAAUUGAAUGCUUUAGUGGAAACUAUUGACUAUGGUGAGGUUCGUGUUCGUGAUCUCAUUUCACUGGUGAAAUAUCUUAAGACUAGGGAAAGAGAACUUAUAAAGCAAUUGCGUGAAGAGCUUGAUCUUGAAGUUAUUAAGAAUAAAUUGAAUGAGAAAGAAUUCUAUAUUAAGGACAAAGAGGAAGAAUUUAACAAAUUGCAACAGGAAUCCUCAGAGAAUUUCCAGACGGAAAUUCUAGAACUAAAACGACAACUGGAAACUUUGAAAGCCGCCUCUGAGCAGAAAUCAACCGAAUUCAACGCGUUAGUCCACCAACUUCAGGCUGCUGAGGCGAGGGAAUCUCUUUUAAUGUCCAUAACUCCUGACGAAGCGAAAAUUCAAGCAAGUGAAACAGAGCUUAGAUCUAAAAUUGCGGAACUGGAGGCCAUGUUACGAGCAAAGGAAGACAAGAUUAAGGACCUCGAAGAUAGUACACAAGAAAAAAUCUUGGAACAAUUUCAGGUCGCCAAUGAAAAUGAUGUUGAGGUUGAAGAACUGCAAGGUCAACUAUUGGAAACAGAAGAACCUGUUACCGAACUCGCUGUAGUUAAACCGGUAAUGUCUGAGCUUCUAGCUUCUGCACCGCCCAUGCCGGAAUCCACCGAUGAAAUAGAGUCGUUGAGACAGGAAAACAAUGCUCUCACAUCUCUUAAUACUGUCCUUGAAACCAGUUUAAGAGAUAAAGAGUGUGAGAUUGCGAAUUUGAGUGAAGAAAUCCGGUCACUUCAAAAGCGGCUCGAGCAGAAGACUGCUGAUAUCGAUAACUUAAAGCAGAAAAUUGGAAUUGCUGAGGCCAGAGAGUCUCUUCUUAUGUCAUUAAGCCCCUUAUCUGUUGGACAAAAGGAGAUAUCUGAGUUUUCUGAAGAACAGCAAAUUUCACGAAUUGCUGAACUUGAAUCUGCUUUAACAUCAAAGGAGGGAGCGAGAGUACCACUUAAACGGAAGUUACUUUCUGUAACUCCUGAGAAUUCUCAUUUGUCGGAGUCUAACGACAACAUCGUACCUCUGAAUGAUUCAUUAACUUCAGAAAAUUCCGAUCUUUGUGUUCUUAAAGAAAGUCUUCAAGAAAAUCCUGAAGUAAAAUAUCUUCGUAAGUGUCUUCGUUCAGCAGAAUAUGAUAAUUACAAGAAUUGUGAAGAUAUUAAACAACUUGUGAAUGAAUUGGUCUUCCACGAGAAGGAAUUGCAGAAAAGAGAAAAGGACAUCAAUGACUUCGAGGCUCAAUUAAUUGAUGUUUCCUCUAGACUGUUCUCGAGGACAAACGACUUGUCUGCUAUCGUUAAUUCAGGUGAAAGGCGAAUUUCUGAUUUAAUGUCCAUUGUCGAGGAAUUGACUGCCAGAGACUCGGAUUUAAGGAAUGAAAUUACGAGGUUGGAGGCAUUGGAAACCCGGCUGCGAAGUCAGUUAGAUGAAGAAUCAGUAAAAUCGAGCAAACUUGCCAUUGAUAUCGCUAAACUGAAAACAGAAAAAGAUGAAUUGAACAGGAAAUGUAAUAUGAUGAUUGAUGAAAUGAAAUGUCAUUCUGAUGAACAGAAAACGCUUGCAGAUGCUCUCAAAGCACGAGAAGUUAAACAGAAAUCCCUUGAUGAGACCUUGAAAGCUAAGAAUAGCGAGAUGGAGCAACUGAAACAACGUCUACAAGCUCUUGAAAAUAUGAACUCUUCUCAGAUAGAGGAAAUUGAGAGUUUAAGCCAAGAACUAAAUGAGGUGAAAGCUAAGGAACAGGUCUCGAAAAUCAUUGAACCAAGCAUCAUCCCUGCCACUUCCGCUGAACCUUUACUAACCGCCCUUCCAACCGAUCUUCAAACUGAAAGAGGCGCUCAGUUAGCCCGAUUGAAUGAACUCGAGGAGAUCAAUAAGAAAUUAGAAGAAUCUUUAGAGUCCAAAGAAAACGAUUGCAAAUCACUAGAAAAUACCCUAAAAAUGAAGGAAAAUGAGUUUGAAGACAUGGCUAAGCUCUUAAAAUGCAAGGAAAACGAUCUAACAUCCUUGGACGAAAGUAUUCAGCAGAUGUCCCUUGAUAUGGACUCUCUUAAUAAGCACAUCAAACACUUAGAAGAAGAGAUUUCGAGCAAAUCUGCUGAACUGGAGACAGCGACGAAGGUGAAAGAAGCUCUAGUGCAAAAACUGGAAGAUGUUCAAACGACCUCAAUUCCUGACAACCAAUUAUUAACUGAAUUGAAACACAAGGGCUUCUGUCCAAAGAAUCUUCCUUCUUUCUAUGCUAACAUUGUGGAAAAAGUCAUCCUUCUAGCACAUUUCGUUCAAGAGACUAUCGAAACUGUAAAUAUUCCUACUACAGUCUCGUUCCUUGGGUUCCCCAUUCUGGGUUGUUCAAUAACCUUCUUGAAUACCCAUCUUUCUUCCAUUCUGUCUGAACUGCAGCUUGCGAUGAAAACAAAGGCGCCUGAAGUUCUGAGCAGUUCUAGAGAGAAUCGAAUUUCCCCCUUCGUGUCUAUUUCACCUAAAAUUGACUCUCCGAUUUCGACAAUCCACGAAAGCAUUGAUUCGUCAUCCAUUACUCAAGCACUUCUUUGUGUUGGGGCCUGUAUUCAUAACCAAAUGGAAAGCCUUCUCCAUCAAGCCUUUGGAAGCACAGCCACUGAUGCGGAAGUCAACUCUCUAAUGUCCAGUUGGUCAGGGUUCUUUAUGAAAUUGCAGAAUCUCUGCCAUUCGUCCCGAAUUCAAUUGCAGGAAACCCCUUCCACUGAGAUGCCAUGUCUCUGCCACCUGACGUCUGAUGAAAUUAACCGUCAACUGAUGUCUGAGAUUGUUCUACACCAGUCCACACCAAUACCAUCGACCCAAUCCCUACGAGGUGACUAUAGCUCAUCAUCGAGUGUAUUGAAUAAGUACUACAGUCAAUCGGAACCUGAUCUAGAUUUUUCCUUCGAUCGGAAUGCUCGAAAACGGCAAGUUAUUCGUUCACUGGAUCGCUUCUCAACCGUCCUUCCACUGCACAUGGGUAGGGGUAGAAAAUCAGGCAUGUAUCCACUGGCUGCGUUCUCUAACCAACUUUCGAAGCUUCGAUUAAGUUUGGUAAACGAAACUUGCUUUUCACCGGUGGUUGAACAGAAACCAGCCAUGUCCUUCGAAGUUCCUUCAACGGAGCUUUACCUGCGCAGAUUGCUUAAUAUCCGUGACACAGAGGUUCUGUAUCUCUUGAGCACUCUUCCCUGUGGUACUAACCUUAUUAAUCGGUCAUCUACGCCAAACAUUAUUCCUUCUGGUGAUUGCAUUGAGACCCAACUUCGAUUGAUGUCCAAUUGGGAUAUGGUUCAGCCGUUAGAUCCAUCCUGUAUUCCGCUCUAUCGUGUUAAGUUGCCAGAACCCGGUGAAAUCCCGCAAACUUCUACUAAUGGGCACUUCGAAGCUCCAAUAACUGAGACUGAAAGUUCUUCCAUACCAGUAUUAGAAGCCAACCAAAGCUCCCUUCUUAAUUCUGAUACUGCCGCUGAAGUUAGAAUCCUACUUCGCAAGGGCUGGAGUAUUUUGAAGGAAAUGGUCCAAACAUUCAAGCGCCCGAACAGAUCGAAACCUCUUGGCACACAAGCUGAUGAAUUAGUAGCCACUAGCUUGAAACUCAGUAGACUUCUUAAUGGAGAAUCGGAGGAAUUUGAAGUUCAGGCUGAAAAUAUUUCUGGUGGAGAUUUUAAAAAGAUUCCAGAAUCUCCCGGUCUUCCUUACAAGUUCUCCAAGGCUCCUAUUCAAGAAUUAAUAUGGGCAAUCGAUAAUUUAGAAGAUAUGGAAGAAUUGCGUUCGUUGGCACAUCUUUUAACACAACAAUACAACGCAAUUGGAACGACUUUGGAACAGCAGUUGAACUUGAAUCGUGAUUUGAGAGAUAGACUUCGUGAAGCCAAUAACCAUUUAGCUCGAAUCUACCUCGGAAUUUCUCAGGGUAGCCAUCGUUUGGCUGUGAUGACAGAACGUCUACGUGUCGAAGCUGAAAAGCAUGAAGAAUUAAGCUCCGCCUUUGAAGAAAUCCCAUCGCCAAAUCAAGAAUCCGAACUCUCUAAAACUGACAAUGGUCAUGAAGACCAAUCCCAAGAACCCCAAGCUUCUACAUCCCGGAACUCAGAUCGUAAGAAAUCGUCCACCCUUCUACGACAUCUGCGACAUGCCAUGAAGUCAAAGACGAAGAAGUAA